AUGUCCGAAAUUGCUGAAGGAUACAUAGAUGAUCAAAAUGAUAAAAAAUGGUCAUUUCUUGUUCUACAUGUAGUAGGAGAUUACACAAAAUUACGCUCGUUUAUAUCUGAGUUUACAAAUCUAGUAAUUAUUGAACAAGAUCCAUUGAUAAAACAAGUUUCAGAAACUUUUUCAACAACUUGUUCAAACAUGCCUGUUAUCAUUUGGAAUAUUUCGCAGAGCAACGUAAAACGAAAACUCGAGCAUCGGCAUUACGCGUUAACUGGCACAAUUAAUGGUAUAGUCAAGAACGUACAAGAAGCAUGCAUCGCUCAACUCAAAAAUUUUAAAGGCAAUUCUAAUACUUUAGGUUCAAUCAAUAAUACAGAAUUAUUGUAUCGUCCAACACUAAGCAAGAUCAGUGUAGUUGUUGUUAUUCAACGUCAAGACUAUUCGACGCUAAGACAAGAGAAAUUCUUAUUACAAAAGAGUUUUAACAUUGAAUCAAAAUAUAGGAUAGAAUUAAAUCGUUUAAAAAAUGUCUACUCCGAACAGCGUGCAUUGGAGAAUAAAAUUCGAGAACAAGAGCAAUACCAUCAAUCUAUUAUGUCCGAAGUAGAAAAAUUAGAUAUCAUCAAGACUUUUAUAAACAUUUUACAACAUUAA
Messenger RNA from Rotaria sp. Silwood2, 645 nucleotides. Lineage: Eukaryota; Metazoa; Rotifera; Eurotatoria; Philodinida; Philodinidae. The record is from the annotation of a GenBank genome assembly.